AGCGCGCGCAAUCCAAGCUCGUCUGCGGGAAGCGUGUAGGAGUCUCAGAGCGGGUGUUUGAGUUUGGACCUGAUCACGUAUAGCAGUCUCCGAGAGGGUGUUUGAGUUUGGACCUGAUAAUUAUACCUGAAUCAUUAUUUUCACAAUGAAAGCCAUGCGUUACGCUCAUUGUGAUGGACACACCGAUGUGUGCUAUGAUGAUUCUGGGAGAUACAUUCUCACCUGUGGAAUGGAUGGGGAUGUAAGGAUUUGGGAAGGUAUCGAUGAUGACGAUGCUAAAUCUCACAGGGUUGGAGACCGGGCAUACGCCAUUGCUUUCAGAAAUGGCAGGUUCUUUACUGCAACAGACAACAAUGCUGUUCAAGCCAGUAAAUUUCCCGAUGGCAUGCCAGACGGAUUGAUAACUCGAUUUACAGCUCCAGUCACUCACAUGGUCUUCAAUGCCUCAGGAUCAACCAUGGUAGCUGGCGCCAGUGAUUUCACAGUCAAAGUGGUGGAUGUUGCAAGUAGCAGUCAUGGAGUGUAUCAUGGACAUAAAGCUCCUCUACUUAGCGUUGCCUUGGAUCCCAAAGAACAGUUUGUGGCUACUUCCAGCUGUGAUGGUACUGUGCAAAUAUGGCAAGUAAACAGCCUAAUGGAAGUGAAGACAUUGAAUCUUCUCCCAAAAUGCAGUGAUGUAAGUCUUGCUCAGAGUCUUUGUCGUUUGUGCUGGACAUUUUUCCUGCUUGUUCCUGUGGAAAAAGAGAUACAUAUGUAUUCCAGGAACACAUGGGAGAUGGUGGACAAGCUAUCGCACUCGGACAUUACAGGGACUGUGAACGUCUUAGCUGUGAGACCUCAUGACCAGCACGUGGCUGUCGGUUGUGUGAAUGGAGGUCUCUUCAUAUUUGACUGGAAACUACGCAAACUUGUUGAGAAGCAUAGACAUCAAAAAAAACUCAGCAUCACUGCUUUAGUCUGGAACCCACAAAAAUCACAGCAGAUAGCUUUCUGUGACAAUGAGGGGCAGCUAGGCGUUCUGGACGAUCUACUCAGCUCUGAAGUUAGUCAGGUCAUGGGUGCUGGCAGUGCUAUGGAUGGUAUCUUUGAUGAUGAUGAUGAUGAUGAUGAUAUGUUCAUCCAAGCCAGCAGCACAGAUGUAGAUCACAAUGCUGAAGACAAUGUUGGCAAUGAUGAUGAUAAUGAUGGUGCUGCUGAUGAUGAUGAUGAUGCAGCCAGCAUUGAUUUAGGUAUCAUCAAGAAACAGCUGAUGCCGCUUAUCAUGAAUGAAGACAGCAAUGCCACUGAUUCAAUCACAGGUCUACGAGAAGAAAAGACAGAGGGCGCUUCAUUUCCUUCACACUCUAUGUUGCCAAUGUUUGAGGGUUUCAAACCCACCCCUCUACAGAAACCUUUCCAGCCAGGCUCCUCACCAGAACACCUUAGCAGCAGAUAUAUGAAAUGGAACAAUGUAGGGAUCAUUCGUCAGUAUAACACAGAAGAAGAGAACUCUAUUGAUAUAGAGUUUCAUGAUACCGCUAUCCAUCAUGCUAUGCAUAUCACAAAUAAUUGUGAUUAUUCUAUGGCUGACCUAUCAAUAGAAGCAGUCAUUUUGGCAACAGCCAGUGAUGAUGACUCCAACAGCAAACUUCUGUGUAUGCACUUUGGGUCAUGGGACAGUAGCAAAGAAUGGAGUGCCACCAUGCCAGAAGGGGAAAGCAUCCAGGCAGUAGCAUUAGGUGAAGGCUGGUUGGCUGUGGCAACGUCUCUUCGUAAUGUGCGACUCUUUACCAUUGGGGGUAUACAGCGUCACAUGUUGACCCUGCCAGGACCUGUAGUGUGUCUGGUGGCCCAUGGUUCUCGAUUACUCAUGGUUUACCAUGCUGGCAUGGGGAUUGUUGGAGAGCAAAAUCUUGCAUACAGAAUUGUGGAUACCAGCAGUCAGAAAAACACAUUGAUUUCUGACCAUUUACCUUUGUCUCCUUCAGCAACCCUAAGCUGGAUAGGGUUUUCUAUGGAGGGAACACCAUUCUACAUGGAUUCCCAAGGAGUUGUUCGUAUGAUGAACACAGCAUUAGGAUAUACAUGGAGUCAGGUGGCUGAUACCAAAGAUCAUGCAAAAGGCAAAUCAGAUCACUACUGGAUUGUUGGUGUUAAUGAAAACCCACAGCAGCUUAGGUGUAUACCCUGCAAAGGUUCUCGCUACCCAGCCACUCUCCCUCGGCCUGCUGUUGCUGUUUUACCAUUCCAACUACCACUGUGUGAGAUGAGCUCUGAGAAAAGUCAAUAUGAGGAAAUAUACCUACGCAACAUGCUGUUCACACAGCAUCUACUUCAACUAGCUCAUGAGGGUAUCAAACUAGAUGACAUUACCAACAAUGAACUGCGGCGGCCAGCUCAGGAGUCCCUAAUGAAGCUCUUUGCUUUAUCAGCAAAGUCUGAACGGGAGUUUCGGGCAGUUGAAGUGUGCAAGUUGAUGCCUGAGGAGCACACCUUGCAGCUGUCUAUCAAGUAUGCAACACGACUUGGACACCUACAGCUGGCACAGCGGCUUAGUCAGCUGGCCCGAGAAAGGGUCCAACAAGCCCAGACUCUAAAGGUGGUGGAAGAAGAGGAGGUAGAGGACUUCAGAACAGCACUUUUGGCCAGUCACAACACCAUAGAAACUGAGUGGUCCAUCAAUCACAGGACAGACAACUCUGAGCAGGAAGAAGAAAAGAGAGAAGAGGAGGAGGAGGAGGAGGAUGAAGAGGACAGAACUCAUUUCUCAGGACCUGUGCUGACUCUAAAACCCAAAGAAACAUUCAGUAAAAAGACAAUAUUUGGCAAAGCCAAUCCUUUCAAGGUAGCGUCCCAGGAAAAAGAUUGCGGGAAGCCUGCAGUCAAGGGCAGUCACAUCUUUGACAACAUGAAGAAAGUGAAAGAAAGGACACCAGUAAUCUCACCUUUGCCUAUCACUGUGAAACAAACAAAAUCAGGACAUCGUAAAGUCACAAUCAAGACACCACAGCAGGGGAAAAUUACCCAGCAGACCAAAAUUGCCUUUUCCACAAACUCAGAGAGUCUACUUUUGACAAAGCAAUCCAGUUUACAACAAGAAGAAAAUGAACAAACGUCAGAAAACGAACCCAUGAAAAAACCUACAGCCUUUGAUCUCUGGCUGACAGAAUCACGGGAUAACCUUCAAGAAAGCCAAUCUGAUUUAUCAGCAGAAGAAUUUAGCAGGAUGGCUGUGGACACAUUUCGUGCCUUGUCUAAGGAAGACCGUCAGGUCUGGAUUCAAAAAGCCAAGGAUCAGACACAGCUAAACACUAGCUUAGACAAGAAAAGGAAACGUGAUAAAGAUGAAGAUGACAAAGAGGAGAAUAUUCCUGAAAAGAAAACAGCAAAUGUUGAACCCAAGAAACCUUUAUCACAAUCCGCCAACACCAAACUUUCAAAUUUCACAUUCUCACCAAAGUCCUAGAUCUUUAAAUUAUUUGUGAAAAUGGGUUUGGUAGCCCAUACACACCAUACCUUAAUAGUUUCAAGAUUGUCUUUUUUAUUAGAAAGACUGAAAAUAAAUGACUGUGCUGACUGUGGCAAUGCAGGCUGUGAUAGUAGGGGUGCAAUGUUCAUAGUAGGGAAUGCAGCUGUGUUCAUGCUUGUGUGCAUGUGUAUCUUGCAUUUGAGAUAGAGUUUAAUUAUAUACCUACAGUAGCACAUGUAUGUGUGUUUGCACACACACUCACAGGACAGUGUUAGACAUUGAUCUAAGCAUUGUGCAAAAGCUACUUCAUUUAGUAGAUCAUUUCUCAGUAAGAGAAACUGUAUUUUGUAUAUAAAUCAUUUUGAUGGGCUUUUGAUAGGUUUCUUCAUGUAAAAAGUAUUAACAGUGGAUCAAGAGUCUUUGUUGUGCCAGUUCUCAGUGAGCAUUUAGGGUUAUGCAUGAUUGAUAUCUCCAUUUGGUCAGAUUAGAGUGUUUACAUCCAUAACAUCCCAGUUCAGGGAUAACUACAGUAAGUCACAGCA
This is a messenger RNA of Pomacea canaliculata, 3990 nucleotides long. Its product is annotated as WD repeat and HMG-box DNA-binding protein 1-like. Gene Ontology annotation, biological process: DNA-templated DNA replication; mitotic cell cycle; DNA repair. Gene Ontology annotation, cellular component: nuclear replication fork. Bases 146 to 3445 code for a protein of 1099 amino acids. The record is from RefSeq and is a predicted model, not a curated record. Gene Ontology annotation, molecular function: chromatin binding; protein binding. The transcript has 27 exons. NCBI's taxonomy places the organism in Eukaryota, Metazoa, Mollusca, Gastropoda, Architaenioglossa, Ampullariidae.